GCGGGGUUUAGUCCGCCAAAUGGUUUAGUCUGCAUUCGAUCGCGACGUUACUCGGUUGGUAGUCUCCCGCGCACAGGCGCUUCGUGCAGGAAAGGAAAGUUGCCUCGUGCAAAUGUGAGGAAAAUUUCGCGCUCGCGACGUGCGAUGCUCUGGAAUGGUGCUUCCGGUUUGUGAAGAAUUUAACGGAAAACAAAUUGUGAAGAUUUCUUUCGCUGAUAUGGUUUGACCUAUCGGGUGCUAUCUAUGUUGUACAAAUAAGUGUGCCAAAGUAGUGUUAUUUGGAUAUUGAGUUUCAAUUGGAAAAAUUCUAAGAAAAUAGUGCCAACAAUGAAGUUCAAACUUCACGUGCUGUUUCUUGCCGUGUGCAUCGGUUCGACGGUUCGAGCCGACUAUCCGUCGUUCAAGCCGAUGCUCGCCAAGUCCCCGCUGGUGGGCUACUCUGCCCCCGGAUGGCCACCGAAGCUGGGCUCCUCGGGAGCCUCUCCCGCUUCCGCUGCCCUGGCCGCGGCCGCCCUCAAGCAGUACAUGGUUCAGCUGCGCAGCGGAACCCGUUUGUCCCCGGUGGCAGUGCGUCCCUCGCCGGCAAUGCUCAUGAGCCUGAAACGACCGGUGAAGUCGGUGUACUCACCCACGUACUCGUUCCUGAAGCAACCCAUGAUCAAGAGACCGAUACUGAGUGCCUCAGCCCAUUCACCGUUCGUGCUGAACUUGAACUUGAAGCCCAAGUUCCAGAGUUCGCCACCGGGGCCCAAAACGGGCGAGAUCGUUUAUGAAAAGUUGAAGCCGUUGGUGUCCCAAUCCCGAUUACCUUCGUCGCCCAAGGACGGCGCGAUUCACACCAUUCCGGCGCCAAAUUUGGCCAACGUAAAAGCGUCCUCGAAGCCUGCCGUCCAUCAGCUGCAGAUCUCGACAUUCGACGAUAACAACCACCUGUCCAGCACGUUCGCCACGCAGCCAACGUUUGCAUCGUACUCGACGCCUCAGCCGGUUCAGUUCCAUCGGCCGCCUUAUCCGCCAGCGGCGCCACCAACUCACUAUCAGGUGACCGAGGAACAUAGCAACGAUGUCACGUUGAAGAAUCCGUACUCCGGAAUGAAGACCUACUUCGCACCCGAUCCCGAUCCGUCCCUUCCGAGCAAAACCCUAAUGCCCACGUCCGAUCCGUUGAGCGAACCCAGCAACGGCAGAUAUCCGCCUAAUGAUCUGCUCCUGCAAGCCCAAACCCAACAGGCCCAGAACCAUCACUACCUGACCCCGUCCUCCCAAACCCCGAAACCUUUCUACGAUGUCAACGCGGCACCUCAGGGCUAUGCCAUCCCGUUGGCCAGCCAACCACAGCUGCAACAGCACAUCCUCCAGCAAACGUCGAUGUUGCAAGGAAUGCCACUCUCGCUCUAUAAUCCAACCUAUCUCGUGACCCAGUCCAAUAACCUGUACAACAACCAUCAACACCAGCUGCAGUCGAACCUGUUCAAGCCGGAGUCCAACUUCUUGGGAGCGGUUCAGAGUCCACAGGUAGCGCAACCACCCAACAAUGUCCUGUACAAUUCCUACUCUUAUAAGCACGCCGAACCAGCGGCCGCCAGCCAAGGUCAGAUCCUGGCCGCUACCCAGGACCAACUCCAGGAACUCCAAUCAGCCGUCAGUCAGAUCCAGCUGAACGACCUGCAACAACAACAUUCCCACGAAACGCCCACCUACGCUCAACUCGUUGGCCACGAACAGUUGGCACUUCAUCAACAACAAAUCCCACAGCUAAACCAGCUUGAGCAACAACUUCAACAACAACUUAUCCAACAACACGAGAAAGCCAACCAACAUCAACUCACGGAAGGCGAAAUCGCGAACCUGCUAAACUUUGGCACCAUCAAUCUGCACGAUCAGCUAUCUCCCAACGAUUACUACCACUACCAAAUCGACCAAGAACAACAGCAGCAGCAGCAGCAGAACCAGCAAUACCACCAACAACAGCAGCAAUCCUUUUACGAACUAUCCGAACGGCAGAAGGAAAACGACAGGAUCCUAGCGCAAGCCCAGCAAGAUCUCUACCAACAGCAGCACCAACAACCCUACCAAUACAACACGGAAACUCCGCAACCGCAACAAUCGACGGCAUCCUCCGAGGAGUACCUGUACGCGUACCAGCAGCACCAGCAAGCCGUAGCCAACGCGCUGGCUCACGGCAACGGGGACAACCAAAACAGCAAACGAGACACCACCGAUCCGGCCGAGUCAACCCCGGAAAGCCCCCUGCGGAUAUUCGUGCCGGACACCGAGAGCGAAUACCCGAACAGCGUCACAGCCCAGCGGCGCAUGGAUGAGCUGAACUACGAUUACGCCGACGACGAGGAGGCGGCACAGCAGUACAACACGGAACCGAGCACGUCGGCCGAACAGUACGGCAACAUCAACCGAGCGGACGUUGACGUCGAGAGUGACGAGCAGGGUGAGGGCGAGGAGCAGCAGCAGGAAUCGACGGUAGACGAUCCGACGGACGCGGAGGACCUGUAUCGGCAGUAUAGCAAUCAUCGUUUGAAUUAAACGAUCGAUGAGAAGAGUGUGAAGCGGACAAGCUGGGGAGGCGAUCGGGGGUAUCUGGGCAAGUUGAAAUUCAAAACAACUGCGGAGUCAUUUGCCGACAUUUUAAGAUGCCGGCUGACUCUAGUUUUGUUCUGCCGAACAUUAACAUCAAAACUGAGCAGGCAUAUCGAUGCCUCUGUGCUCUUUUAUGCGAACUACGCUCAACCCUCGGUGGUUGGGCACUUUUUAGUUUGACACUUUUUAGUUUGUACCCCGUUGGUACAAACUCAAACUCAGCCAAACUAAAAAGUGACUAUAACUGUCACUUUUUACACGGCACUCACGCACCCUAUCAAAUCAAAAGUUUGGUAGUGUGUGUGUGAACUCCGUACAAAAGAGCACAGAGGCAUCGAUAUUUCGAGGAUCAUCCCGCUCCGAAAAUGUCCCAAAACAAUCAUAGGAUUUAUCUUUGCCUCGACUGGUUCUUUCAACUUGGGUGCGUCUAGUGUGAUCUUGAUAAAUUACAGGAAAAUCGUGAGAAUCGCAGCGUUCGAUUUGAGCAGAAUGAUGAAUGAUUUUAGAGAUUGAGACUCUGCGGGUUACUCCAGAACUCUAUACUCCAAAUACCUGGCCAAUAAUUAUAUUUAUUAAUCGUUCCGGCAGCGAUGAUUACUGCUGCCUUUAUUUAUUACUUUAUGUAGCUUUAAGUUAUGAUUUUUAAUGUAAAUUAUUCUAUUUAUUUUCAAAUAAAAACAAAUUUAUGUUUCACAAACUUA
Culex pipiens pallens (northern house mosquito) is the source of this 3296-nucleotide messenger RNA. RefSeq lists its product as uncharacterized. The transcript is spliced from 7 exons. The record is from RefSeq and is a predicted model, not a curated record. Bases 328 to 2541 code for a protein of 737 amino acids. Lineage: Eukaryota; Metazoa; Arthropoda; Insecta; Diptera; Culicidae.